Messenger RNA from Marchantia polymorpha subsp. ruderalis, 1720 nucleotides. NCBI's taxonomy places the organism in Eukaryota, Viridiplantae, Streptophyta, Marchantiopsida, Marchantiales, Marchantiaceae. The record is from the annotation of a GenBank genome assembly.
UGGUGACCACACUCUCUCUCAUUUUUGGAUAUCCCUACGGACGACACUGGGUUCAAGGCUUGACGGGGUGUUGAAGUGAGAAGUUUCCCCAAAAGCUUUACAGCGCUAGAGUUCUGACCAAAUUGGAGCCAGGCUUGUGAUUUCAUCCUUGGCCGUGAUGGAUCGUCUCGGGUCGAGAAGCACAUGCUGGAAAAUCCGGUGACGGUUUCCGUUGGGCCUGACAGGCCAAAAGGUCACUGACUUCGAGUGGACGGCAACUGCCUUCAAUGCGAAGCAAGAGCUUUGGAUAUGAUUUUGCUCCGAGGGAUGGAGCUCAAAAAAUGAAUGCUCACGCAAGGCGAGCCCUGGAGAAUUGUGCAGCUUUACGGAGGCCAUGGCUGCGACGCUUGUUCGAAGGGCCUUUGACGUUUCUGUAAAGUGGAAUUCUUGUUGCCCGAGCUCUCCGACAAAGUCGGUCCUUUUCGGUGGCGACAUGAAGGCGGACGGCUGCAGACAUUUGUCGCGGUUUCUUUUCCACCUGACCAGACGAACAAGAUCGAUCGAUUGAUCACAUUGUCCACGAUUGGGCCUUCCUUUACCUGUUGACAACACUGGAAAGCAUUACUACAAAGUCGGGGGGCCCAUUUUGGGUUUUGAUGGAUCUAUGUUACGAAGACCGGGGUUCAGGAAUGCCCCAUCGAUCGAUCGUUCGGAUGGAAGUAUUGUAUCUGCAGCCUCGCCUGCGUGCGGAUGGACCAAUUUGUUGCAGCCGAUCGAGAUCUUGCCAACACGAGCCGUGCAUCCGAUUGCGUCUGCAGCUGCAGCUGCAGGCGCAACUUGCUAUACAGCACAGGAUUCUCCACCCUCCUGAACCCUCCGGGCUGCUCUCCGAAUCCUUGCCUGGCCUUCCCUGUGAGAUCGGAGGAAUAAUAGUCCUACAAAGAUGGCCAGUACGAGAAGUUCUUCCGCUACAUAUCUGUGCUAAACAAGCAGCGCUGAAUACAACACAAUCUCUAUUUAUUCUAUGUUUCGGCGCUACAAGAGAACUCCAGGUAUUAGUGGGGCCCAGAGUCCUGGAGAAGAUGCCAGAAUCCUCGAUGCAAAUCACAUGUACACUGAUGGCCGGGGACUGGCCGCCGUGAACGAGCUCGAGGUUCGACAUUAACAUCUCCAUCCGACUGUGUAAAGCACUUUCAGCGUUUGAUGCAGACUCCGUAUCACAUUCUUGCAAACGAACAGUACAAUAAAUUCGUAACGUAUGAGGAUUCGGUGGAUUGCUUCGCCGUGACUACCCAGAAAUCCGUUCGUGACCCGAGGCGAGAGGAUGUAUUAAGGACGCCCGUGUUCAGCUGAUACCCCAAGUAAUUUCUUGCCGGCAGAGAUGAAUGAAAAAAACAGAGUUGUACUGCGAUGGAAUCAGUUUCUUUGGAUAAAGGCUCGAAGAUCAUACCGACAGUACCGGAUCCUCAAAUACUGGUCCUAGUGCAGGGUAGUAGCAGGCUCUUCGUACUGCAGAAAGAUGUUGCGAAUGCCGUAAUGAGGCGCUUCUUGAGGUCCAGUUCAUCCAGGGCAAAUUUAUGAUUCUCACCAAUUUAUAAUCAUGGCUGCCUUCCUGCCAUCGUCCAUAUGUUCAUAGUUGCUCAGAAUGAAAACUGCACUUUGAUGCACUACAGUUCUUUGCUCCUGUACUUGCAAGGUCAGAUUUUCCUAUAAAUGGUCGUCCAUCAUUUGGUUCCUCGAA